CAUUACAAUGUCAUUUAUAUCGCAACACUUUACAAAUAAUGGCUGUUUUAUUAACUUCAUUAGUAUUAGUAAGCUGCAUUGUAAUUCUCUUUCGAUAUUACGCCAAGUAUAAAUUAAAUUAUUGGAAAAGACGUGGAGUCGAUUCAUUGCCAACGGAUUUAAUUUUCGGCAAUUUUAAGGAUGCCGCACUUUUUAAAACUGCACCUGGAUCGUAUCUCGGUGAAUUACAUAAAUCCGCUAAUACAAAUGCUCCAAUGUUGGGAUUUUAUAUUUUUCAUAAACCAUGCAUAAUUUUGAGAGAUAUAAAUUUAAUUAAACAAAUUAUGGUAAAAGAUUUUGAAAAUUUUACCGAUCGUCAUUUUGCUGGUGCACAAGAAAUAGACAGUAUUGGAAUGAGAUAUUUAUUUGGAUUAAAUAGUCCUGCGUGGAAAUAUUUGAGAUCAAAAAUUACACCCUCAUUCACGAAAAGUAAAUUAAAAUUAAUGUUGCCAUUGAUGAUGGAAACUGGAGAAGAAAUGAUGGAAUUUUUAAAAAACGAAAAAACUGACGCUAAUGGAAUUAAAAAUGUUGACGCUGAAGAAUUAAAUUAUAAAUAUACCAGCGAUAUAAUUGCAUCAGUUGGACUUGGAGUGAAAUUGAACACGUUUAAAAAUCCUGAUUCUGAAUUCUCUAAAAAUAUGACUCAUUUUUAUCACAGUCUUAGAAGAAUGCUAGCAUUGGUUACUGUUUUCUUUACGCCUGAAAUAGUUGGAGUAUUUGGUAAAAAAGUUCUGUUUGACUCAUCAUUCCUUGAGAAGAUUUUCUGGAAAUCAAUAGAAUCAAGAGAAAAAACAGGACUCCAUAGAGGAGAUUUUGUUGAUUCUUUACUUAAAUUAAAGAAUGGACCACAGAAUUCCAAUUAUAAAUUUGAAGGCAAGAAUCUUUUUUACCAAGCAGGAACAUUUGUUUCGGGUUUUGAAUCCAGUUCGUCGGCCUCGUCAUUCACAUUAAUGGAAUUGGCGAAAUAUCCUGAAUUUCAAACGAAAGCACGUGAUGAUAUCAAUGCAGCAAUAGAAAAACAUGGAUUAACUUACGAGGCAUUCAAUGAUAUGAAAUAUCUCGAUCAAUGUAUUGCAGAAGGUAUUCGGCUUCAUCCUCCAGUUGCCACAGUUGACCGUUAUAAAAUGAAAGAUUAUCAGGUUCCAGGCACUGAUAUUGUCCUCGAGAAGGGAACAGCGAUUUAUGUUUCGCUUUAUGGUUUACAACAAGAUUCCAGAUUUUUUGAAAAUCCUUCAGAAUUUAAUCCAGAAAGAUUUGACAGCGAAAGUGAUGUUUCCGAUGCUUAUAUUCCAUUUGGUGUUGGGCCACGAAUGUGUAUUGGUAUGAAACUUGGACAACUACACGUCAAAGUUGUAAUAGCAAUGAUUUUAAGAAGUUACGAAGUGAUACAAUUGUCUAAAGAUGAAACUAUUUUGGAUAAUCGAGCAACAUUAACUGUUGCUGCUGAUGGAAUUAGUCUUCAAUUUAAGGAAAUUAUAUCAUCAUAGACGCGGAAUAAAACAGAAAUUAUUGCUCUUUUGCUUGUGAGCAAUUCCAUGGUAAAUGAUCAUGGAAAUUUCGUUCAGGUAAGGGAUUUAGAUGAAACUGCAGGAAUUGAUUCUUUUGAAUAUGUACAUAACGAAAAAAAUUGAUAAAGCUUUUUUUGAAAAAUUUUAAUAAACGUAGGAGAUAUUGAACUUUGAAAUUUUUCAACCUUUUAUUUUUGAAAUAGCAUAACUUUUUAUCAGUAAAAGCUAUAAUUAACCUUUAUGGGACUGAGGAAAAAAACACCUUCUAUGGACGGACGAGGCACCAGGGUAUCUAUGUUUAAUUUAUUAAAGAUUUUGUAUCAAAAUGAGUAGUUCAAUUAACUUUAAGUAUAGUGGACAUUUUAAUGAAAGUAAUAAUCACAUAAUAUGAAUACACUGUAAAAAGAAAGUCUUAUUUUAAGGCCGAAAAGAGGUCUUAUUUUAAGAGGCAACAUUUAAAAAAAAUUGACCUCAAUAGCUUUCACUGAUAAAAAGUUAUGCUAUUUCAAAAAUAAAUGGCUGAAAAAUUUCAAAGUUCAAUAUCUCCUACGUUUAUUAAAAAUUUUUCAAAAAAAGCUUUGCGAUUUUUUUAGUUAUGUAUACAUUCAAAAGAAUCAAUUCCUGUAGUUUCAUCUAAAUCCCUUACCUGAAAGAAAUUUCCAUGAUCACUUACCAUGGAAUUUCUCUUGUAAAUUAUAUACUAUUCUAUUCUAUUCAAAAAAAAAAUUUUAUUUUAUUGAUUCGAGACUGUUUUACCAAACGCUGUUUAUUAUUUGUUUAUAAUUUUUUUUUAUUUUAAAUCAUUUUAAAUACCAAAAUUUUAAUGUUUUUAUGCGAUAUUUAUAAGUUAAGGACUCUAAAUAUUCUAUAACGUACGUUUUAACAAUGUAAAUUAAAUUAAGCUUGUUUUUAAAUAAAAUAAAUUGUUUUGCUUUA
Molecule: messenger RNA, 2483 nt
Organism: Leptopilina boulardi
Lineage: Eukaryota; Metazoa; Arthropoda; Insecta; Hymenoptera; Figitidae
Product: cytochrome P450 6k1-like
Exons: 5
Coding region: 39-1526 (495 amino acids)
Molecular function (GO): iron ion binding; oxidoreductase activity, acting on paired donors, with incorporation or reduction of molecular oxygen; monooxygenase activity
Source: RefSeq, a predicted model, not a curated record